Sardina pilchardus (European sardine) is the source of this 2186-nucleotide messenger RNA. RefSeq names its product GTPase IMAP family member 9-like. The coding region runs from base 168 to 1016 and encodes 282 amino acids. The transcript is spliced from 3 exons. Lineage: Eukaryota; Metazoa; Chordata; Actinopteri; Clupeiformes; Clupeidae. Gene Ontology annotation, molecular function: GTP binding. The record is from RefSeq and is a predicted model, not a curated record.
AUAUUAGAUGCAGUCACGAUCUACUUUCCUUUUGGGUUGCACAUGACACACAUAUAAAAGUUGACAAAAUCACUAUUGAAAGACAAUACUCAAAAGAACUAUCUUCUCUUAGCAACUACGUCCAUAUUUGGAAGUUUGCUGCAGCACAGACUACGGGAUAAAAAGAGAUGUCAGGACAAGGAUCACAUGACACCCUGAAUAUUGUUCUCCUGGGUAAAACUGGAGCAGGAAAGAGUGCUUCAGGAAACACCAUCCUGGGAAAAAAGUCAUUUGAAGAAAAUGUUAGUUUUAGGUCUGUUACUCGUAUAUGUGAAAAGGAUGAGAAAGACGUAGCCAGUAGACCAAUCACAGUGGUUGACGUCCCAGGGUUGUUUGAUACAAAAAAGACAGAAGAUGAGCUGAAAGCAGAUAUCGAGAAGUGUGUUACGUUGUCUCUUCCUGGGCCUCAUGCUUUUCUGUUGGUGAUCAGACUGGAUGUGAGAUUCACAGAAGAGGAGAACAACGCAGUCAAGUGGAUCCAGGACAACUUUGGUGAGAGUGCAUCAAAGUUCACCAUAGUGCUGUUCACUCAUCUUGAUCAGUUGAAAGGAAUGGCAUUGGAAGAUGCUGUAAAGGAUCCUGAGAUACAAGAAAUCAUCAACAAAUGUGGCGGUAGAUAUCAUGCUUUCAAUAAUGACCAAAAACAUGACCAGACUCAAGUGAACCAGCUGCUGGAAAAGAUUGACACCAUGGUGAAGAAGAAUGGAGGAGAAUACUACACAAAUAAGAUGUACAAGGAGGCUCAAAGAAAGCUAGAAAAAGAGGAAAGGAAAAGGAGAGAGAGGAAAAAUGCAGCAAUUAGGGGAGUACUUGGGAUAACCGUUGGGGGAAUAGUUGGGGGAGUAGUUGAGGCAGUAGUUAUUGGAGCAACUGGUGGGGCGGUGGGAGGACCUAUAGGAAUAGCAGUAGGAGCAGUUGCGGGAGUACUAGGGGGAGCAAUUGCGGUAGGAAUUAGGGCUCUCCGGCGUAAAGAGUGACAACAAAUGACAGGAACGCACUUCUUAAUCAAGAUCAAUGUUAAUCAAAAUUAAUGUUAUUAUUGAAUUUGAGUCUUGAGUUACAAUAGUGCGUAGAUCAAUAUGAAAGAAUGAAAAUGGGAAACAUGUCCAUAAUGUGGAUCUUGGAAAUAUUCAGAUGUAAACUAUUGUCUAAAAAGUUAUCUUUACAAGGAUGUCCGUCUAAUAAUUACCCUUGUGUGCCUUCCAUGUUCUGUAUUGUUAGCUGUUGUCAACACAAGAGGGCAACAUGACAUUUUUGAAUACAGAGAGAGAGAGAGAGAGAGAGAGAGUAUAAUAAGAUCUAUAAGACUAGGUAUAUCAUAGGUGUUAGUAUAGCACUACUGCUGAAGCUAUUACUGUCCUUUUAAUAUCAUUUACAAUUGAUAUUAUUGUUGUUUUCUCAUUAUUUCAUUUUAUUUCCUUAAUGUAAAGUUGAUUGCUAACAUGUAUGUGUAGUUUUGGCAACAAUGACUUUACACAUUCAUGCCAAUAAAGCAAUAUUUGAUUUGAUUUGAUUUGAUUCGAGAAAUGACUGUCCCCCCCAGCACACGACGUCAUUUCAACGUUGAUAUUUGGGCUAAAUCCCGUCGGUCCGUCAUGGCCCUGAUUUCAACCAAAAUUAGACGUAGAAUAAUGGUCUUGUUUUGGCCGGCCCAUUUUGGUCUAAGGAAAGACGUCUUUAGCACGUCCUUUUUCAGACCACAUAUCAACUAAUUAAAUCCUGAUGUAAAUUAUCAGUUAUAGUCUACCUAGGACUACAUUAUCGUUCCUGUCGACCAUCUUUCCCCCCCGGGGAUUGCCCAAAUCCGCCGCGAACUCUACGGGCGCCCGGCGCCGCCAUCUUGGCUGCCGUUAACUGCGUGUGUGACUUUUGUUUGUUUACUCAUGGCAACAGUUGAUAUGGACGGACAACUCUGUUUUUAGCCUUCUCCCCUCUGAAGAAAAAAAUCAGAGGAAAAAUUCAGAUGGAAAAAAAUCAGUCAUUGAAAUAAUGAGUAAUUAAAAUUCUGAUAAAAAAAAAAAAUCACAUAAAUGUUCACGUAAAGGAGACAGGAGUGAACUCUGCGCAUGUACAAGAGGAACGGAGGCGGGAAGCCGUAGCCGAGCCCAUUUCGAACUUUGUUUGAAACACACAGUCAGUUGAAGCCG